Dermochelys coriacea (leatherback sea turtle) is the source of this 2764-nucleotide messenger RNA. It is a transcript of the gene KLHL8, whose product is annotated as kelch like family member 8. The transcript is spliced from 10 exons. The record is from RefSeq and is a predicted model, not a curated record. Bases 461 to 2314 code for a protein of 617 amino acids. Lineage: Eukaryota; Metazoa; Chordata; Testudines; Dermochelyidae. Gene Ontology annotation, molecular function: protein binding.
GCCCCCGCCGUGACGGCAGGUUGGCGCAUGUGCAGGAGUCGGCGCCGCCUGCGUUUGGCGCAGCUCCUCCGGCCUGGGUGGAAUUGCACAUGCGUACCAACCACCCCUGUCACAGGCCUCAAUGCGCCGGCUAGCUUCCCCCACCCCUCCGCGGGCGCCGGAGUUGGGAUGCGCGCGCACAAUCUUGCCCUUCCCCCGCCCCUCCCUCUAGGGUGGUCGUUGCGCCUGGACGGAAGGCGGCGGCGCGCGAGUCCGAGGCUGCCGGCUCCGGGCUUUGCUGCCUCGUGCCGUCGUAUCGGCGCUGAGAGAGGUAACGGCCGGGCGCAAAGGCCCCGUGCAGGAAGAUGGCGAUUCUAUUUGACUUCGGACCUUUGGCGUGAGUUCUGAUGGAGCUGGAUUUUUCUUGUUUUUUUUAUGGGAAGUGUUUGAAUAUUCAUGCUGUGAAAGAAGAAAACAUCCAAUGGCUUCAGAAUCUAUGACCCCAGAAUCAGCAAAACACUAUCAGAUAAAAGGAAAAAGGCAGCAGCAACAGCAGCAGCAAGAUAGAUCUCUGAACAGUGAUGGCGAAGAAGUCUUCGUAUUUGAAGCAAAUGAAGCUUGGAAGGAUUUUCAUAGCUCUCUUCUUCACUUCUAUGAAGCUGGGGAACUCUGUGAUGUUACAUUGAAGGUUGGUUCAAAGCUAAUCUCCUGCCACAAGUUGGUUCUGGCUUGUGUUAUCCCUUACUUCAGAGCUAUGUUUCUUUCUGAAAUGGCUGAGGCAAAACAGACAUUGAUUGAGAUCAGGGACUUCGAUGGAGAUGCAAUAGAAGAUUUGGUGAAGUUUGUCUAUUCCUCCCGGCUUACAUUGACUGUCGAUAAUGUCCAGCCUCUCUUAUAUGCAGCCUGCAUUCUUCAGGUGGAGCUAGUAGCAAAAGCUUGCUGUGAAUAUAUGAAACUACACUUUCAUCCCUCAAACUGCCUGGCAGUGAGGGCCUUUGCAGAAAGUCACAACCGUAUUGACUUGAUGGACAUGGCUGACAGAUAUGCUUGUGAACACUUUACUGAAGUGGUGGAAUGUGAGGACUUUGUGAGUAUGUCACCUCAGCACCUCCAUAAGCUCUUGUCUUCCAGUGAUCUGAACAUAGAGAAUGAGAAGCAGGUUUAUAGUGCUGCUAUCAAGUGGCUGCUUGCUAAUCCACAGCAUCAUACUUCAUGGUUGGAUGAAAUACUUGCUCAGGUACGCCUGCCUUUGUUGCCCAUUUGUUUCCUUAUGGGCGUUGUGGCAAAAGAAGAGAUCAUCAAGCAGAAUCUAAAAUGUAGAGAUUUACUGGAUGAAGCAAGAAACUACCACCUUCACCUGAGCAGCAGGGCAGUGCCAGACUUUGAGUAUUCCAUCCGCACAACCCCAAGGAAUGAGACUGCUGGUGUACUAUUUUGUGUUGGUGGUCGAGGUGGAUCAGGUGACCCAUUUCGCAGCAUUGAAUGCUACUCUAUAAACAAAAACAACUGGUUCUUUGGUCCUGAAAUGAACAGCAGGAGAAGACAUGUGGGUGUAAUCUCUGUGGGAGGUAAAGUCUAUGCAGUAGGUGGGCAUGAUGGAAAUGAACAUUUAGGCAGCAUGGAAAUGUUUGAUCCUGUCACUAAUAAGUGGAUGAUGAAAGCAUCAAUGAACACCAAGAGGAGAGGAAUUGCUCUAGCUUCCCUUGGUGGACCCAUUUAUGCCAUAGGAGGGUUAGAUGACAACACUUGCUUCAGUGAUGUGGAGAGAUAUGACAUUGAAUCUGAUCAAUGGAGUGGAGUAGCGUCGAUGAAUACUCCCAGAGGAGGAGUUGGCUCAGUGGCCCUUGUGAACUAUGUGUAUGCUGUUGGUGGCAAUGAUGGUGUAGCUUCUCUCUCCAGCGUAGAGAGAUAUGACCCCCAUCUGGAUAAGUGGAUAGAAGUGAAAGAGAUGGGUCAACGAAGAGCUGGCAAUGGGGUUAGUGAACUCCAUGGUUGCUUAUACGUUGUAGGUGGCUUUGAUGACAACUCUCCAUUGAGCUCUGUUGAAAGGUUUGAUCCUCGCAAUAACAAGUGGGAGUAUGUAGCAGAACUUACAACCCCCAGGGGUGGAGUUGGCAUAGCAACACUAAUGGGUAAAAUUUUUGCAGUUGGUGGUCAUAAUGGCAAUGCAUAUCUGAACACAGUGGAAGCCUUUGAUCCAGAGAUGAACAGGUGGGAGCUUGUUGGAUCUGUUUCUCACUGCAGAGCUGGAGCAGGUGUAGCUGUGUGCUCUUGUCUUAGUAGUCAGAUCCGUGAUGUUGGUCAGGGAUCCAACAAUGUGGUUGAUUGUAUGUGAACUCAGAUUCAAGCCCCAAUCAACUCUCCAGAAUUUCAGAAGAUCCUGAUAGGACUCCAGGAUGGAGGGACAUGACCACAACAGCAUUGCUCUGGGGUUUUUAAUUAUUAUCCUACAUGGUAGAUAAAUACUGAUUGACUCUUGUGUGAUAACUAUCAAAAGCUGAGUCCUAAUUUUCAAGUUUUCUGAAGCUUAUCUGAUUCAGAAAAGUCUGGCUAAACAUGAAAGGACCCUGUUUUUUAUUUGAAAGCAGCUAUCCCUUUAUAACUUUUUGAAGGGCAUUUAUAAUUAAAUAAAAUAUACAUAGGCUGUGGUUAAGAGUUGCACUUUGAAUUGUUGAGCCUUAAAACUACUUCCCUCCACCCACCCACCCCCCAAAAAACAAAACUGAUUCUAGGAUACACACUAGUGUGUUUUUAAUAUGUACAUUCUGAUAAAUACAAGAGCUUU